Octodon degus (degu) is the source of this 1502-nucleotide messenger RNA. Its product is annotated as leukocyte immunoglobulin-like receptor subfamily B member 3. Lineage: Eukaryota; Metazoa; Chordata; Mammalia; Rodentia; Octodontidae. The record is from RefSeq and is a predicted model, not a curated record. Gene Ontology annotation, molecular function: inhibitory MHC class I receptor activity. Gene Ontology annotation, biological process: cytokine-mediated signaling pathway. The transcript has 6 exons. The annotation marks the transcript as partial.
GAACUCUCCCCAAACCACGGCUCUGGGCUGAUCCAGGACCUGUGAUGUCACUAGGAGCAACUGUGGACAUCUGGUGUGCAUGGACUCUGGGGGCCCAGCAGUGCCAUCUGUUUAAAGAGGGAAUCUCGGUGCCCUGGAGGUCACAGAUGUUCAAAACACCCAUGAACACUGCCAUGUUCUCCAUCCCAUCCGUGACAGAGCACGAUGCAGGGCGGUAUCACUGUUACUAUAAAAGCUCUACUGGGAGGUCAGAACCCAGUGAGCCCUUGGAGCUGGUGGUAAUAGGAGUCUACAGCAAGCCCAGCCUCUCAGCCCUGCCCAGCCCUGUGGUCCCCUCAGGAGGGAACAUCACCCUCCAGUGUGGGUCACAGAGAGGAUUUGACAGGUUCAUUCUAACUGAGGAAGGAGGAGACAAACCCACCUGGACACUGGACUCACAACACAACAGGGGGAAUGUCCAGGCUCUGUUCACUGUGGGCCCCGUGAUUCCCAAGCACAACUGGACACUGAAAUGCUACGGCUAUGACAAGAACAACACGCAGGUGUGGUCAGAGCCAAGCGAUAUCCUGGAGCUCCUGAUCUCAGGGCUGUCCAGGAAGCCCUCCCUCCUGACCCAGCAGAGCCCUAUCCUGGCCCCCGGACACAACAUAACCCUCCAGUGUCACUCUGACCUCAGCUAUGACACAUUUGCUCUGUCCAAGGACAGGGCAGGUGACCUUCCCCAGCGCCCUGCCAGGCAGCCUUGGGCUGGGCUCUUUCAAGCUGACUUUGUCCUGGACCAUGGGAACCGCUCCCAUGGGGGCCGCUACAGAUGCUACGGUAGACACAAUAACUCCUCAGAGUGGUCAGCACCCAGUGAUCCCCUGGACAUCCUGAUCCCAGGACAGCUCUCUGCCACACCAUCUCUCUCAGUGCAUCCAGGACCCACAGUGUCCUCAGGAGAGAAUGUGACCCUGCUGUGUCAGUCACAGAGCCCGAUGGACACUUUCCUUCUCUACAAGGAGGGGGCAGCCGAUCCCCCCAUGCGUCUGAGAUCAGAGCCCCAAGCACAGCAGUCACAGGCAGAAUUCUCCUUGGGAGCUGCAAGCUCAGGCCUCAGGGGCACCUACAGGUGCUAUGGCUCUCGGAACUCAACUCCUUAUCUGCUGUCACAGCCCAGUCAUGCUGUGCAGCUCGAGGUUUCAGGACUGGCACGGCACCUGAAGGUUCUCAUCGGGGUCUUGGUGGCAUCAGUCCUUCUGCUUCUCCUCCUCAUCCUCUUCCUUGUCCUCCAACACCAGCGCCAGAGCAAAAGCAGGAAGGCAGCCCAGAAAGAGGCUGACAUCCCCCAUCCAGCAGGGGCUGCAGGGGCUGCACCCUGGGAUAGAGGCCUGCAAAAGAGGUUAUUCCUGCCCCAGGACUCAGAAUCCCUGCCUGCACACACUCACAGCCAACUGACACCCCUUGUCUCCCAAGCUCAAGCCCACCCAUUGCCACCCAGGAAGAAAACCUCUGUGAGAGGA